ACACACGCACAGCGGGAGAGAUACACGUACAGGGAGAGAGACACACACACAGCGAGAGACACACACACACAGCGAGAGACACACACACACGCACCGACACACCGACACACGCAGCGUCUACGCCGGGCCGUGUGACAGCUCGAACGCAGCAGCGCACGUGCGUAGUAGCCUUUGCGUAUUUGUCACACGUGACCUGUCCUAUACGUGACAGCAAAUACACACAGAGCAUGUUGUACAGAGACACGCGUAUGCAGCAGCAGCAGGAGAGAGAGGGAUUGCGCUGCAGUUGAUACGUUAUUGGUGGUGGUGGUGGCGGCGGUGGGUUGUCGCGUAAUCGCGAGGAUUCGAAGGUCGUGGAGGGUAGUGAGGGUCGCGAGCAGAUCGGGGCUGUAGGAGGGGAUUAUUUUUUUUCUGUUACGUCGGAGCGGAUCGACGCGCUGACGCUGCUGGAGGUUGUGAAGCGGCGGAGGCGGAGGAAGUUCAAGGAGGAGGAGACGCAGGUGGUGUGACCCGGUGCCCGGGAUCGAACCGUGGAUUUCUUUAUUUUUUUUUGCGAGAGGCGAUGGACAGAGAGAUGCAUCUGUCUGGCGAGGAGCUGCUGCUGCUGUUGCUUGCAAUUGCAGGCGCGUGCAUCGGGGGAGCGCGCGGGGUCGUGGUGACCGUGAACCCGGCGGAGGUGACGGUGGCGAGGGGUCAGGCGGCCGAGUUGCCGUGCUCCGUCAGCUCCAACGCGCCCACGCUCAACAACCUCGUCGUGCUGUGGAUCGCCAACACGGAGCGCGGGGCAGGGGAGCAGGUGCUGGGCUUCAUGGCUGGCCAGGUGGUGAACGGCUCUGCGAGCUUCGCGGGUCGCGCCGACUUCACCUCGCCGAUGCCCGGAUCGGCGGUGUCGGUGCGCGUGGAGCGCGCGCGCGAGAGCGACGCGGGCGCCUACACCUGCUCCGUCAACCUGAUCGCAGACCCCCCCGGGGGGGUCGGCGUCGUCACCCUCACAGUGCUGGUUCCUCCCGCGACGCCCAGGUGCAUCAUGGAGGGCGACCCCACGGUGGGGACCAACAUCACGCUCACCUGCAGCUCCUCCGAGGGCAACCCCGCGCCCUCCUACCUGUGGACCCGCCUCGAGGCCGCCAGGAAGCUGCCGGCGAACGCCGCGCUGGGCCGGAAGGAGGGCACGCUCACCCUGACGAACGUGAGCGCCGACUCAGAGGGCGUCUACUCGUGCACGGCGCGCAACUCCGUGGGCAGCAGCAACUGCACCAUCACGCUAGCACUCAGGAUCCCGCCGAGCGUGAACGUGGGUCUCGUGGCUGGGGUGCUGGUGGGCUCCCUGCUCGGAGUGGCGCUCGUGCUGCUGCUGCUGGGCUACGCGUGGGCGCGGAGACGUAAAGCGACCGGCAAGGAGGACGAGCUGCCCAACGACAUCCGGAUGGACGCGCCUCCCCCGCAGUACGCCGCGUCGGGCAGCAAAACGGGCAGCACCCCCAGGCCCGGCUCGGGCCUCAGCAGUCUGAGCUCGGCGCCGGGGCCCCCGUACAAACACCCGGCCAACGGGGCGGCCGCCCACGGCCCCACGACGCACAGGGCCGGCGGCUCCGACAGACACCACCACCCUCACCACCACCACCCUCACCACCUUCACCAACCUCACCACGCGCACCACCAGCACAAUGCGUCGCACGUCGCCGGCGCCAACGGGCACGGCCGCGCGCCGGCGUUCGCCGUGGUGGACGCCGGAGCCCCCUCCGUGGUGACCGCCUCGCUCGUCAACCCGGCGCCGGGCAGCGGUCGCCAGAACGCGUACGGCCAGAAUCCACAGCCAAGCCGCUGCGACGAGGCGGGGGUCCCGUUCGAGCCCCUGGCCAAUCAGACGUCUCCGCUGUCGCCAAGCAACGGACCCACCCCAUCUCCAAUCCCGAUGACUUCGCCGGGGCCGAUGGACUUCGGCGUGGGAGUGUCGCCCGUGCCGGCCCGCGCGGUGUCACCGGGCAACCUCGUCCGCAUGGGAGGAGUUCCCAUCAUGGUGCCAGCGCAGAGCCGGGCGGGAUCCCUGGUCUAGAGCCGGCCCGGCCAGCCACCGGCUACCACUGCCACUGACAUCUCCUAGCCACCGGCUGCUGUGCAUCUUCUGCUGACCACCUUCGUGACCCCUCCACCCGUGACCUCCACCCGCCGAUCCCCCCCCCCCACUCCAUCCCUCCCUCCCUCCCCCGUGCCGACUAGUCCCUGCCGUCGGCCUACUCCUCCUGUUCCGCCAACACCCAUCCCCUCUCCCAAAAACCGCCGCCUUCACCGCGCGCAACUCGAGGAUUCGCCGGGGGAGAUUUCUUCUGGUCCGCCCGUCGACGACACGGCCGCCGUCGGUGAAGGGACGCGGACAAAACGCCGGCGGAGGGAUGCGGUCGCUGAGAAUCUCCCCCCAACACCACCACCACCACCACCACCCCGUUUCUUGCCGCGACGACGAUCGGCCGCUGGCGACCGCGACCCCGAAUCGCCGCCGCGGCGCCCGAGGACAAGGUGACGUUCACGCCGAUCGGAUCUGAACGGCGGCGGCAACAAGGACACCGCCGGUGCAUUUUGCGCCAUUCGCCGAAAGGACCACCGCGAAGAUGCCUCGCGAAAAGGGAAGCGCUGGGUAAUUUUUUUGUUUGGGGGGGGGGGGGGGAAUCGUCGGCACCGCGCCGGGAACCAGCGCGCCCCUCUUGCCGUCGGUUGGCCCCAUCGACGAAGGCCCGGCGGGCACGACCGACGGGGCCGGCGGUGGCGCGGGCCAACCGAGGGGCGACGUCGGAGCCGGUCCCGGCAGAAGCCUCCUUUGCCCACGUGCCGCAAGGGAGCAGCGGCCGGGCGGGGGUUGGUGGGACGCCAGGCGAUGGGGGGCCCGCCGAUCGUGCGCGCGCCGGAGACUGGGUAACGGACGAGGAGUAGGCCCGCUCCGUCCCGCUCCGGCCCGCUCCGGCCCGCUCCGGCCGUCUCUCUCCGUUACUGCGGUUUUGCUCCCAGCGCCGCGUGGAAACACGAGGCGUGCUGCAGAGGGGCAGUGCGUGCCGGUGUGCGUGCCGGUGUUCCCGCGUCACUCGCUGAGCCCAAACAUCCCCCCCCCCACCCUCUACAGCUCUCCCCCCCCCCCCAACCACCACCAUGAUUCGGCUCACCACACGGCUCUCGGUAAGCCCCAUGCUUCCAUCUGGGCGGCGUGGAUGAGUGCCUGGUAGCCCUGAUGUCGCUCUAAGCCUCUCGCCCGCCC
Messenger RNA from Petromyzon marinus (sea lamprey), 3247 nucleotides. Its product is annotated as immunoglobulin superfamily member 11-like. The record is from RefSeq and is a predicted model, not a curated record. Gene Ontology annotation, cellular component: cell-cell junction. NCBI's taxonomy places the organism in Eukaryota, Metazoa, Chordata, Hyperoartia, Petromyzontiformes, Petromyzontidae.